Molecule: messenger RNA, 801 nt
Organism: Symbiodinium sp. CCMP2592
Lineage: Eukaryota; Dinophyceae; Suessiales; Symbiodiniaceae
Source: the annotation of a GenBank genome assembly
AUGGCGCAUGGAGGGCUUCGCAGCCGUGUUCUCCAAAAUCGAUUUUGGAUGGUAGCUUGGUUCCUGGGCACUUUGUGGCACGAACUUGGGCGAGAGACAGAGGCCUUUGCUGGGAUCUUGCAGCGGAGACCGAGACACUUCAGCCUCAGAGCCAGGGACUUUGAGUCCGAGCUCUCCGUACAGGAGAUGUUGAAGAUGCAUAGAAAGCGGAAGCGGAAUGCUGACAGACUUCCUCAAAAAGAAGGCGAUCCAGAGGCAGCCGAGGCAGCCGUUCUGACGCCUGAGGUGUUAGCAGCAAAGCCGAGCUGGCUCCGCUUGAAGCCAGCGGCAGAACUCCCAUGUGUCUUCACCCCUCGCGAGGAAGGUGUCAGGAGGAUCGGAGAGCCAAUUGAAUUGAAGUUCUGGCAACAUGCCUAUGUUCGACUUUGGCAACAUGCACGUCUUCACACUGGCGGGGCUGUUGCCGUCCGGUACAGCCGCGGCUCCCUUGCGCGAAGCCCCCAUGCCUUUGCACUCUGGCCUUCAGCGCCAAGGGAGCGCAGUAUGCAAGGGCUGGUUCUGGGCAUGUUCAACCUCACCGUCAAGACGAUCCAUCCGUUUCCAAUCUUGCGGUUAAUGCGGCCUCCGGAUGAGACAGAUGAGGAGCUUGCGGCUAACGAGCCGGCCGAGCUGAACGCGUUCCUUCGAAGUUUGGGGGAUCCGGCCAAGCAAGGAGCUGCCAUCGAGGACAUGACAACUGCAGACCGACGAGCUUUGCUUCGCUGGUUAGCUGGCGGCGCAGCCGGUGCCGUGAUGCUUUGA